GGUUUAGACAAGCCCUUCAGGUAUCAUUUGUAUAUAUGGGAAUGCUGUUUGGAGAUUGUCCUAUUGGAUGCCAGUCAGUGGCUCUGAGGAUUGAUGUGAUGUUGAUGGGUAAAGAAAAGCACUAUCACAUUGAGAUGAUGGAUAAAGAAUUGGUGGAUUUCAAGAACAUAAGAAAUGCUUAGCUAAAGCCAAUCCAGUUCUAAAGGAAGAAUUUAUAUGUUCCAAGCUCUUGCCAAAUGAAGGAAAGCGACAAUUAAAUGAGUCACCUAUAUGGCUACAAGGCCAGUGAUCUAAGCUCAUUGUGGGAUUCUCCACAGUGUUACGUCCACUCUUGAAAAAGAAAAGCAACUACUAUUUUGUAAAAGGUGGUUGUUCAUCUCCUUUGGUACAAUUUUUCUCACCUCAACAUGUCUAAAAAGUUUGCCUCAAUUAUGCUUCCAUGUGCGUUCCCUUUCAAAGAAUUUCUUGUAUCCAUUUUUGUUAUGAUGUUACAAUAUAAUGCUAUUUUCAAGUUAUUUUAUAUUUGCAGAUCAUGUCUGAAAAGUUGUGGACUUUAGAACUGGUUGGAGCCAUCUAAAUUAAACCCUAUCUACAAAGGAGUGCCAUUAUUUCCUUCUGCAAAUUGUUCAUUUCUAGAAAAAAAAAACUGAUGAUUGGAUUUAAGGGGCUUGAUAUCUAAUAUAUGGACAAGAUUGUGAAAAAUAGUUCAGAAGUAAAGACAACACUAUCUGCAUGGUCCAUGGAUGAUGAGACAGUAUUGAAAUAUGGUACAUACAUAAUUUUAAGUGGAUGUUGGCUUACUUUCUCAAUCAAUGUGCUCCAAACACACUGCCCAGUAAUGUCUACUUUCUCCCGCACUAUCACAAGCUUUCCAGCUCCAUCAUCUAGCAUAUCAAAUGGAUCAACAAGCUUAUGCAUAUCAGCUUAAUUGGAUUGUUCUUCAGUAGCUUCUCUGUACAAAUUUUUGGAUCAAAUUCCAUUACUGAGGACAAGGCUGUAAUUCCUUGCAAUCCAAAACCCAGUCAGUCAGGAAUAACUUUAUGUUAAUGGG
Molecule: messenger RNA, 1051 nt
Organism: Rubroshorea leprosula
Lineage: Eukaryota; Viridiplantae; Streptophyta; Magnoliopsida; Malvales; Dipterocarpaceae
Source: the annotation of a GenBank genome assembly